Molecule: messenger RNA, 1380 nt
Organism: Lactuca saligna
Lineage: Eukaryota; Viridiplantae; Streptophyta; Magnoliopsida; Asterales; Asteraceae
Source: the annotation of a GenBank genome assembly
AUGGCUCCUUUGUUGUCGUCAUGGGUUCAAGAGCGUCAUUUCCCUGACCUUCACAUCCCCAUCUCGAUAGACAGAUCUUUUCCGAUCCUUCCCGCAGGAGCAAUCAAGGCUCAAGAUGGGGAUACAUUGUAUCUCUCAAACCUCGAUGACAUAAUUGGAGCCCGAGUUUUCACCCCGACUAUUUACUUCUAUAAUGCAACCAAAAGUUCUUUUGAUGAUAUUGUGGCCAUUUUACGAGAUGCCCUAGCUAGGGUUUUGGUCCCUUACUACCCUUUCUCAGGUAGGUUAAGGGGGACUAGAAAUGGGAAGUUGGAAGUGUUUUUUGGGCCUAACCAGGGUGCGCUCAUGGUUCAGGCUCAUACCGAAUUAUCAUUGGAUUAUUUGGGUGAUCUUAAUGUUCCGAACCCAGCUUGGUCCAAUUUGGUUUACAAAUUCCCCGAUGAAGGUGAUUAUAAAGUUAUUGACAUGCCUUUGCUAAUAGCCCAAGUUACUAGGUUUAGUUGUGGCGGAUUUAGCAUUGGGCUAAGGAUUUGUCAUUGUAUUUGUGAUGGGCUUGGGGCUAUGCAAUUCCUUGGAGCUUGGGCCUCAACUGCAAAAACGGGCUCAUUGGUGAUAGAUCCGAAACCUUGUUGGGAUAGGGAGAUUUUUGCACCCCGUGACCCUCCCAUGGUUAAAUACCCUCAUGCCGAGUUUAUGAAGAUUGAUGAUGGUUCUAACUUGACUAUUAGUCUUUGGGAAGUGAAACCCCUUCAAAAGUGUUAUUGGCUUAGCCGAGAGUUCCAAGCCCAUUUGAAGAAUGUGGCUCGACCCACAGAUAGUUUGGGUUGCACCACUUUUGAUGCGAUGGCAGCUCACGUAUGGAGGUCAUGGGUCAAAGCACUUAAUGUGAAGCCUCUUGACUUCGGCUUACGUUUGACUUUUUCGGUCAAUGCUCGGUCAAAACUUAAAAAUCCACCGUUAAAAGAAGGAUUUUAUGGGAACGUGGUUUGUAUUGCAUGUGCCAAUAGCACUGUGUCGGAUCUAGUAAACGGGUCAUUACAAGAUGUGACCCGUUUGGUACGUGAAGCCCGACUAGGGGUUUCGGAAGAGUAUUUAAGAUCAACAAUUGAUUAUGUUGAGGUGGAUAGGCCUAGUAAGCUUGAAUUUGGAGGGAAAUUAACAAUCACCCAAUGGACCCGUUUCUCAAUGUAUGAGUCAUCAGACUUUGGGUGGGGUCAGGCCAUUUACGUGGGUCCGAUCGAUUUAACUCCGACACCUCAAGUAUGUGUACUCCUCCCUGAAGGGGUGGAUAAUUCUAAUGGUGCUAUGGUGGUUUGUAUUUGCUUGCCGGAGGCUGCCGCCCAUAGAUUCAAACAAUUAUUGUGUUUGAUGGAUACGUAG